UGUUGGAGCGCGGGCGAGUGUGAGCGCGGGCGAGUGUGAGCGCGAGUGUGCGCACGCCGCGGGAGCCGCUCUGCCCUCACCUCGCACCCUACUCAGGGCAUCUUGAGAGCCUGGAACCGUGAACAGGCUUAAAGUAUGGCAUGUUGCAAAGAUGGUUUCUGCCAAGAAGGUACCCUCGAUCGCGCUGUGCCUCGGGGUCAGUUUCGCCCUCCUGCGCGUACUGUGCCUGGCCGCUUGUUUAAACGAAUCCCCAGGACAGAACGAAAAGGAGGAGAAAUUGUGCCCGGAAAAUUUUACCCGCAUCCUGGACAGUUUGCUCGAUGGUUAUGACAACAGGCUGCGUCCUGGAUUUGGGGGUCCUGUCACAGAAGUGAAAACUGACAUAUAUGUCACCAGUUUUGGACCUGUUUCUGAUGUUGAAAUGGAAUAUACAAUGGAUGUGUUCUUCAGGCAGACGUGGAUUGACAAGAGACUGAAAUAUGACGGCCCUAUUGAAAUUUUGAGGCUGAACAAUAUGAUGGUGACAAAAGUAUGGACCCCUGAUACUUUCUUCAGGAAUGGAAAGAAAUCUGUCUCUCAUAACAUGACAGCCCCAAAUAAGCUGUUUAGAAUUAUGAGAAACGGUACUAUUUUGUACACAAUGAGACUCACUAUAAGUGCGGAGUGUCCCAUGAGAUUGGUGGAUUUUCCCAUGGAUGGUCAUGCGUGCCCUUUGAAAUUUGGGAGUUAUGCAUAUCCGAAGAGUGAGAUGAUUUAUACCUGGACAAAGGGUCCUGAGAAAUCAGUGGAAGUGCCAAAGGAGUCUUCCAGCUUGGUUCAGUAUGACCUCAUUGGGCAAACGGUGUCGAGUGAGACUAUCAAGUCAAUUACAGGUGAAUACAUUGUUAUGACAGUUUACUUUCAUCUCAGACGGAAGAUGGGCUAUUUUAUGAUUCAGACGUAUAUCCCCUGCAUUAUGACGGUGAUUCUUUCUCAAGUUUCAUUCUGGAUAAAUAAAGAAUCAGUUCCAGCUAGGACUGUAUUUGGAAUAACCACAGUGCUCACGAUGACCACACUAAGCAUCAGCGCAAGGCAUUCUUUGCCCAAAGUGUCCUAUGCUACUGCCAUGGAUUGGUUCAUAGCUGUCUGCUUUGCUUUUGUAUUUUCCGCACUUAUUGAGUUUGCUGCUGUAAACUAUUUCACCAAUAUUCAAAUGCAAAAAGCCAAAAAGAAGACAUCAAAAUCUUUUCCGGAAAUUCCAGCUGCUCCUGUGCCCAGUGAGAAGCAGCCUGAAGCCCCACUGCAGAAUACAAGUGCCAAUUUGAACAUGAGAAAAAGAACAAAUGCUUUGGUUCACUCGGAAUCUGAUGUUGGCAAUAAAACUGAAGUGGGAAACCAUUUGAGUAAAUCUGCCACUGGUGAUCACGAAUCUUCUGAGACCACAUCGAAGUCAUACUUAGCUUCCAGUCCAAACCCUUUCAGCCGGGCCAACGCAGCUGAGACAAUAUCUGCUGCAAGAGGACUUCAGUCUGCACCUUCUUCUACUCCCAGCCGAACUGGGUAUGUGUCACGACAAGUUGCAGUUGGAUCAGCUGCUAGUCGCCAUGUAUUUGGAUCAAGACUGGAGCGGAUUAAGACCACAGUUAACACCACAGGGGCUUCUGGGAAGUUAUCAGCUGCGACUCCUCCCCCUGCUCCGCCGCCUUCUGGGUCUGGCACAAGUAAAAUAGACAAAUACGCCCGUAUUCUCUUUCCAGUCACAUUUGGGGCAUUUAACAUGGUCUAUUGGGUUGUUUAUUUAUCUAAGGACACUAUGGAGAAAUCAGAAAGUCUAAUGUAAUUUUGUUGCUAUAAUAGUAUCCUAAAAGCUGGUGAAAAUGCGGACUGUCUUUUAAAAUGUUUUUAAAGAUGAUUAUUCUUUACUAAAAUAAAAAUUCUACGUAAUUUUUCCAUUUAAAAAAUGCAAGCCGGUUAUUGGGAGAGUUAAUUAAUUCCUCAGUGAAAAGAAUGUGAACCAUCUUUCUUUUCAGAAUGGUGAUUUAAAAAGGAUCUAUUCAGUGUUCAAAUUAGAUGGAAUACAGGCUAUCCUGGAACAAGAGAAAUAGGGCUAUCAGAGAUAUGUGAUGCAUAUUUUUGCAUUAAAAUUUGAAAACAGACUACGGUAUUUUUAAUUCCCUAUGAAUAUCAGCCAGCAACCAUAAAUUUCCCAGUGGCAUUCCCCAUAACCAGAAUUUUUCAGUGGAUGUCAUAUACACUGACCUUUGGUGAUUGUCUGAGAGACCACAAGAACAGGAUUUUUCCUGUUAAAACAUCAGUGAAAGGAAAAUAGAACAAACCUAACCCUGAUUAAUACAGUGGAACCUAUGCCACAUCCAAAACAAAGACAUAGACUAGGGAAAGUAUUUCCUUUCAUGUGUUGGCCCAAACAGUAUUUAACAGUUGACUUGAAAUUUUGUGCUCCGAGCCAAAGUUUAACUCACUGUACGAAUUCUUUGUCAUAGUAGUUCCUUCAGUUAUGUACUGUAUUCAUUUAUCACAUAUUUAUUCAGAGCCUAAAGACUACUGUUUUCCAGGCACUGUGGUAGACAGUCUCUUAUGGAAGUUCUUUCACAUUUAUCUACAAUACUACUUAAAUAGUAGAACAGCCAAUGCAUGCUAAAGAACCAUAAUUUAGCAGAGGACAUUGCAUUCUUUAAUGAAGGAAAUUUAGUUAGAGUCUGAGAACAUGUCCAAGAUAUUUGUUUUUCCUAUAUUGAUAGAGGAUAACAAGUGUAUUUGUUCACUUAGCCACAUUGAGGUUAGUCAGUGUUAGUACAAUCUCAGCAACUGGUUUUCAAAUUAUUAUAAAAAUGUGGUACAGAGUGUUAUGUAAGUGAAAAACACUGUGUACCUGAAAAGAAAAUCUGGACACUGUAAGACCUAAUACGUACUUGUCUCUAAUGUGGUAAGGAUCACAAAAUAGUAUUUGAUCAGAAUCAUAGAGUCAUCCAGAAAUAAUAAGUCUACACAGACCUUUUAGAAACUUUGCCCAACAUAAGUCAAUAGUAAUUGGUAAAAUGCUAGCCAUCUUAGAAUAUUUUUGUGCCUGUAGUUUCAUAAGUUUUGGUAGGUUUUUGUUUGUUUUCUGAAAAUUGAAGUAAGGUUUCAUAACUAAGGGGAAUAUGUAAAAGAAAAACAUCAUUGUCACAGAAUGGGAUGCCAGUGCCUCUAUGUGCCAUUUUCCAGGGUCUUCACAUGGUGACUUUUGUUUUUCUUUAUGUAGGUUUACCUGUGUAACUGACGUUCUUGCAGCUAUUUUGUACACCUCAGUCCAGGUCCAAUUUCUUGUUGUGCUGCCUCCAGAUUUUUUUCUUCUACUUCUUUCUUCAUGCUCUAGGAGUGUGUGUGAGUGAAUGUGUUCUGGGUGUUGGGAGGAAUGUUCUGAUAGAAAUGGCCACUUUGCAGACAGGAUUUCUUAUUCCUUAGAAAUUACAUUGAUAAAUUGGCAUCAACUUUUCACUUAUUGCAUUGCCUUUUAAUGGUUGUAUAUGAGACAUAUAAAAUGUGAAAAUGGCAAAUAUCAGUUGUAAGUCAUAUCUAUCUAUCUCUCUAGGUCUUGCAUAGAUUCAACACAUUUUAAGUCUGAAAAAUGCUGUAGAAAUAAUGUAGCCCAAACCCCUCAUUUGCAAAUUGAUUUUAGUAAAAUGAAGCCCAAUAAAUUCUGUGUAUAUGUAUAUAUUUAAUAAAGAGUACUUGUACAAAAAAAA
Messenger RNA from Chinchilla lanigera (long-tailed chinchilla), 3725 nucleotides. It is a transcript of the gene Gabra4, whose product is annotated as gamma-aminobutyric acid (GABA) A receptor, alpha 4. Gene Ontology annotation, cellular component: dendrite membrane; postsynapse; synapse. The coding region runs from base 152 to 1819 and encodes 555 amino acids. The transcript is spliced from 9 exons. Gene Ontology annotation, molecular function: GABA-A receptor activity; transmitter-gated monoatomic ion channel activity involved in regulation of postsynaptic membrane potential; benzodiazepine receptor activity. NCBI's taxonomy places the organism in Eukaryota, Metazoa, Chordata, Mammalia, Rodentia, Chinchillidae. The record is from RefSeq and is a predicted model, not a curated record. Gene Ontology annotation, biological process: signal transduction; nervous system process; regulation of postsynaptic membrane potential.